This is a messenger RNA of Scylla paramamosain (green mud crab), 2829 nucleotides long. Its product is annotated as glucose dehydrogenase [FAD, quinone]-like. Lineage: Eukaryota; Metazoa; Arthropoda; Malacostraca; Decapoda; Portunidae. Gene Ontology annotation, molecular function: flavin adenine dinucleotide binding; oxidoreductase activity, acting on CH-OH group of donors. The record is from RefSeq and is a predicted model, not a curated record. The coding region runs from base 570 to 2423 and encodes 617 amino acids. The transcript is spliced from 14 exons.
AGACGCGAGCGGUCCUUCCCAAGACGACACGGCGAGUCUCCAAGGCUCCCUGCUGGUGCUUGACGUCCCCGAGUGACACCGCCGAGCUGCCCUCCGCCUAAAGUGUAAUUAGAAUAGAGACAAUUACGCCACGACCAUUGAUGUGCACCGUCACCACGGGAAGCGUAUAUCAAACCACAGCAUCAGUGUUUCAGAUAAAGGAAAGUAUUGAGUAUUAAGACUGUCCCCUCAGGCUGUGACUCGAUAUCAGCAGUGAUCACUUAAGUAACACUGGAACACGUACCAACCAAACAUCUUGAGACGCUCGCCUUGCGUACACCGCCUUGUGAGGAAAAAGAUACGUUCCUUCUCAUUUCUGCAGCUCCCGCUUACGGUGAAGGGAGGUGUUGUAGUGUGUGGUGCUGUGGUGCUGUGGGUAGGGCGGGGCUGGACUCAUGAUCACACUGCAGACCUGGAAGCACCUCGAGGCAUCAUCUCAGACAGCACACUCCUAUUUAGGAACAACAGACGCAGGAGAGGCAGUUCCAUCUUUCCUGUCACAGUGUUCGGGACCCGUUACAGGAUAGAAAAUGAUCAAUUACUUCAGCGCCCUGCCCACAGUAGUGACCCUGGCCACUCUGCUGCCCAUGGGACGCCUCCUGCUGCAGUCCAUCAUGCAGGACUCGAGACAUGCUGACCACCUCUACAGCAGACCAGAGGCAUUCAACCACAAAUACGACUUUAUCAUAGUGGGCGCCGGGUCAGCGGGGUGCGUGCUGGCGGCCAGGUUGUCUGAGAUAGCUGGGUGGCGCGUGCUGCUGCUGGAGGCAGGGGGAACGCCGCCGCCCGAGAGCUACGUCCCGGGCCUGGUGGGUCUCGGAUACUUCAGGGGGAACAACAACUGGAGGUACAUCACGCAGCCUCAGAAACACGGCCUCAAGAACUACCGCAACCGGCAAGCUGCUAUCCCUCACGCGCGGGUGCUGGGCGGCGGCUCCACCACCAACGGCAUGGUGUACGUGCGGGGCAACAAGCGUGACUACGACCACUGGGCGGCACUCGGCAACCCUGGCUGGGACUACAACAACGCCCUGCACUACUUUAAGAUGUCUGAGGACUACCGCGGACACACCGACAAUCAUACAGACGAGUUCCACGGGCGCGGAGGACCGCUAGCCGUCAUGCCGGAGCCCAAGACAGGCAAGCUCGCCCGCGGCUUCCUGCAGGCUGGCAACGAGCUCGGCUUCCAGGUGGUGGAUCCCAACGCCGCCGACCAGAUAGGAUUCGCCAUGCCGGAGUACAACGUGUGUAACGGCAUCAGGUGCUCCACAGCCUGGGCAUACCUCAGGCCCGCCGCCACCCGCCCGAACUUACACAUUCUGCACAGCGCUUACGUACUCAAGAUUCUGUUCAACAAGUACAAGAAGGCGACGGGCGUGAUGUACAAGUACCGGGGACAGGUGGUGACGGCGCGAGCCAUCCGGGAAGUGAUCGUGUCCGCCGGGGCUCUGUCUUCCCCUAAGCUGCUCAUGCUGUCUGGUGUGGGGGCGAGGCACCAUCUCGAUCUACACAAGGUGCAUGUGGUGUCAGAUGUGCCGGGCGUGGGACAGAAUCUUCAGGAUCAUGUGGCGGUGUACGGCCUGGCGUGGACCACCAAACCCAACAUGCUCAGUAUGAACUCCGCCUUCUCCUUCCCAGCCGUGUCUCAGUACGUCCAUCACAGGAAGGGUCCGUGGACGGCGCCCCUGGGUGACUACGCCAGCGCCUGGGUGAAGGUGACUGAGGGAGGCGACCCAUAUUACCCUGACGUGCAGCUCUACCUCUCCCCCGCCAGCUUCAGCAUGGACAUGGGUCUUUUCUUGCCCUAUAUCUACAACUACGACCAAGCAAAAUACGUGGACUACGCUCGCCCGCUGUUUGGUCGGCCAGGCUUCACUAUAAACAUGUAUCUGCUACGCCCCAAGAGUCGCGGCGGCGUGUUCCUCCGCUCCAAGGAUCCCCAUGACCUCCCUAUCAUUGACCCCAACUACCUGAGCCACCCUGACGACAUGCGGGACCUGAUUAAUGGUAUUAAGUUCACCAUAGCCGUUGGCAACACUACAGUUCUUCGGAAAUACUUCAAGGCUGAGUUUCAUGAUAUGCCGCUGCCAGGAUGUAAGACCAAGCGGUUCGGCACCCACGCCUACUGGCAGUGUUACGUGGAGCACAUGGCAGGCUCCUUCUGGCACCCGGCGGGCACCUGCAAGAUGGGCCCUUACAGUGACCCCCUGGCUGUGGUGGAUCCAAGGCUAAGGGUGCGCGGGGUGGAGGGCCUGCGAGUGGUGGACGCCUCAAUCAUGCCUGUCAUCGUCUCCGGCAACACGAACGCGCCCACCAUCAUGAUCGCUGAGAAGGCCGCUGACCUUAUCAAGGAGGAUUGGGAAGCUGUCGGCCACGAGUUCUGACGAUGCAAGUCCUCACCGCGAGAACUGCUGAGUGUGUCAAUGCUGGUGUGUGUGUGUGUGUGUGUGUGUGUAUGUGUGUGUGUGGAAGUCUCUCUGGUGUAUGUAUGCGAGUAGGGGCACUUUGUAUGUUAGGGAGUCUAUUAUUUUGAUGUAUGUACGAGUUUUGAGGCAGUUUUUUUAAGAGGCUACAGAGCUGAUUAGCCGGUUCUCACGAUUAGGCGGGUUCUCACGAGUGUUUCUCAUGUUAAUAAUAAUAUAGAGAUUCAAUUAAUGUCACUUGAACUACAAAAAACACCCUUAAACACCCGUGCAAUUCUAGACUUGAAAGCAAUGGAGGUACGGCGCAUAAGUGUUUCCAAAUAUGGUCCCUUUCUGGUCUAUGUACGAGUAUAGAUAAACAGGUUGU